AUGUCGGACUCUACUGUUGGCCAGACGAAGAAGUUUGGAAAGGGUGAGAGGACAGUUCCGCACCCAAGCCAGAAGGCUCAGAAAUGGUACCCUGUGGAUGAUGAACCGCAACCCAAGAAAGUCAGUACUCCCGAUGAGAAGAUGUGGCCAAUUUGUGUCCAGGAAUUGCAAUUGUGCACGCUGGCUCAGGUCCGCAAGUCCAUUCGCCCGACUAAGCUCCGAGAAAGCCUCCAGCCCGGUGCGAUCCUGAUCCUCCUCGCUGGUCGUUUCCGCGGCAAGCGGGUCGUCCUGCUCAAGCACCUGUCCCAGGGUGUUCUCCUGGUCACCGGCCCCUUCAAGAUCAAUGGUGUGCCUCUCCGGAGGGUGAACGCUCGCUACGUGAUCGCCACCAGCGCCCGGGUUGAUCUCACGGGAAUCGACACGGCCACUCUUGAGAAGGUCUCGGCACCGGACUACUUCACCAAGGAGAAGAGCAAGGAGAAGAAGACGGAAGAGGCCUUCUUCAAGCAGGGCGAGAAGCCAGAGGUAUGUUUCGGACUGGAUCGUGUGACGAAAGCAGCUACUGAUGCGGGUUGUGCGGAACAGAAGAAGAAGGUUACCAGCGCUCGCGCCGCCGACCAGAAGGCCAUUGACCAGGCUCUUUUGGCCAACAUCAAGAAGGAGCAGUUCCUCGCCAGCUACCUGGCUACCAGCUUCAGCCUCCGGAAUGGCGACAAGCCUCACGAGAUGAAGUGGUAG
Rasamsonia emersonii CBS 393.64 is the source of this 738-nucleotide messenger RNA. Its product is annotated as 60S ribosomal protein L6. Gene Ontology annotation, molecular function: RNA binding; structural constituent of ribosome. Gene Ontology annotation, biological process: ribosomal large subunit assembly; cytoplasmic translation. The transcript is spliced from 2 exons. NCBI's taxonomy places the organism in Eukaryota, Fungi, Ascomycota, Eurotiomycetes, Eurotiales, Trichocomaceae. Gene Ontology annotation, cellular component: ribosome; cytosolic large ribosomal subunit. The record is from RefSeq and is a predicted model, not a curated record. The coding region runs from base 1 to 738 and encodes 245 amino acids.